AUGGCUUACCCCGGUUUCACAGCCGCGUGCUGUAUCAUUGGUGACGAGAUCUUGAAUGGCAAAACACGCGAUUCCAAUGCCUUUUUUCUAGCCAAGUACUUGUUCGAUUUGGGGAUUGAUCUUAAACGAGUGGAAGUGAUUGGCGACGAUUACGAUGCUAUUGCAGAAACGGUACAACGAUUGUCGAGCGCACACGAUAUUGUGUUUACAAGCGGAGGGAUUGGUCCUACACAUGACGAUAUUACCUAUGACGCUUUGGCGAGGGCGUACGGUCUGCCACUCAAGUUAGAUGAAGAGACAUGUGACUUGAUGAAAAAGUCAGCGACGAGCAGUCAUUGGACGUUGACAGAGGAAAGGAAAAGAAUGGCGAUUUUCCCUCAUCCCGCCGAGAUUUUGCGUGAAACGACGGAUUUUUGGGUGCCGGUGGUGGUGGUGAACAAGAAUGUGCAUGUAUUACCGGGCAUUCCCAAAUUGUUUGAAGGUUUAUUAGCUUCUUUGCGACCGCACUUUGAGUCUUUGGUGGAAGCCAAGAAUGGCGCCUUGACGCACUACUACCGUGUCCAAAUUGCUACCAGCCUUCCCGAAGGGGAAAUUGCACCCUAUUUGACGACAGUGCAGGCACGUGUAAAAGAGUCGCAUAUUAAAAUCGGCAGCUAUCCGAAAUGGGGAGACGAUACCGAUGGCGUGCGUGUAGUGGUUAGUAUCGUGGGAAAGGAUCAAGACCGUGUACAGAGUAUAGGAAAAGAAAUUGCACAGUUGGUGAAAGGUUGGACAUACGAAUCACCGUCACCAUCAUCAUCGUCAUCAUUAUCAUCUGUAUCAGCACACAAACCUUCAUCUUGA
Molecule: messenger RNA, 843 nt
Organism: Radiomyces spectabilis
Lineage: Eukaryota; Fungi; Mucoromycota; Mucoromycetes; Mucorales; Radiomycetaceae
Product: MoaB/Mog domain-containing protein
Exons: 2
Coding region: 1-843 (280 amino acids)
Source: RefSeq, a predicted model, not a curated record